This is a messenger RNA of Jatropha curcas, 2160 nucleotides long. Its product is annotated as splicing factor U2af small subunit B. Gene Ontology annotation, molecular function: RNA binding; metal ion binding. Gene Ontology annotation, cellular component: U2AF complex. The record is from RefSeq and is a predicted model, not a curated record. NCBI's taxonomy places the organism in Eukaryota, Viridiplantae, Streptophyta, Magnoliopsida, Malpighiales, Euphorbiaceae. Gene Ontology annotation, biological process: mRNA splicing, via spliceosome.
GCUGACAGAUUAGUAAACUUUUUUGAGCGAACCAUCGAACAAUAGAGAAGCAUCUAGAAACAGGAAGCUUAAACGUAUCCACGGCUGUGAUCAAAUGCAGCAAUAUCGCUUUGCGUCUUCCCUCCAUUCACAACGACUCUUUUGAUCAAUUGAUUGCAGUGAUCAAAUCAACGUUAAUCAAUGGCGGAGCACUUAGCGUCGAUAUUCGGGACGGAGAAAGACAGGGUAAACUGCCCGUUUUACUUCAAGAUUGGAGCUUGCCGGCAUGGUGACCGAUGCUCUAGACUCCACACCAAGCCAAGCAUUAGCCCUACGCUUUUGCUUUCCAAUAUGUAUCAACGGCCUGAUAUGAUCACCCCUGGCGUCGACGCUCAAGGCAACCCCAUCGAUCCUCGCAAGAUUCAAGAGCAUUUCGAGGAUUUCUAUGAGGAUUUAUUUGAAGAACUAAGCAAAUAUGGAGAAAUUGAGAGUCUGAAUGUCUGUGACAACCUUGCUGACCACAUGGUGGGGAAUGUAUAUGUUCAGUUUAGAGAGGAGGAGCAUGCUGCAAAUGCCCAUCGGAAUUUGAGCGGAAGAUUUUAUGCUGGUCGUCCGAUCAUUGUUGAUUUCUCCCCAGUGACAGAUUUCCGGGAAGCCACCUGCAGGCAAUAUGAGGAGAAUUCAUGCAACCGUGGUGGCUAUUGCAAUUUCAUGCAUCUAAAAAGGAUCAGCAGGGAGUUGAGGCGACAAUUAUUUGGGAGGUACCGACGAAGGCGUAGUCACAGCCGCAGUAGAAGCAGAAGUCCUUACAGGCAUCGCAGCCAUGAAGAUUAUCACUAUGGUGGUCGCAGUUCUGGUAGAGGAUAUGAUGAUCGGGAGCGCUAUUAUGAAAGUAGGAGCAGGCGACACAGGACUAGAAGCCCUGACCGCAGGAGAGGGCGAAGUCGAAGCCCUGUUAGGGAAGGCAGUGAGGAGAGACGUGCUAAAAUUGCCCAAUGGAAUUUGGAAAGAGAACAGCAGCAAGAAAGUGCAAAUAAGGUCAAUACUGACAAUAGCAAUGGUGGUGGUUAUAAUGGCUAUAUGCAAAAUGGUAAUCAGGAUCAUGGACAUCGGCAGUCUUCACCACCACAAGGAGUAUAUUGAUAUUUGAUCGAUUUUUGGAUAUCUGGUAUGAUGUACAGGUUCACAGUUUAAUUCUUCUUUUUCACUAGAUGGAAUUUCAAUGAAUUAGAUUUAUGAGAACCGCUUGUCAUAUGGAAUGUGAAAAUGUCUUUUGCAUCUCUUACCUGCAUUCAUAGUGGUUGACUGUGUGAUCGAGUGCAUAAUGACCUCCUUAAUGUUGUUGACCAAGGUUUUGUUAAUUGGCAUCAGUAACCAUAGGUCAUCCCAUGAUCAUGAUUGCAUUUUCAAAUUUAAAUCUUUUCAAAUUGAUUGUUUCUGUAUUAACUACUCUAAGGCUGAUAAAACUUUUUGUUAUUUUCAUUUACAGUUUCAAAUUGUUCAGGAAAUCAAUUAAAACUUUUCUUCUUAUGCACCAGUAUUUUGUUAGAAGAUACCGAUUUAUCAAAGAAUGUAAAUGUGGCCACUUUUGAUGCUUGUUUUGAUUGUAUGCAUUUGCGAAUUUCAUUGCAUUCUUGACCCUUGCUUUUAAUGUGUUUAUAUGCAUUACAGUCGGGGAUUCUAUAUCUACCAUCCAUCUCACAUUCAGGCUAGUGAACAAUCAAUUGUAUGGAUUUUGUUCCCACGAACUAUCUUUUUUUAUGUUAUUUUACCAAUAAUAUUUAGGACUUAGUUGAGCUCACAUAUUUGAUUGAGUUUUGCAGGUUCAGGUAUCCCUGUUUGUCAAGAUCAAGCCUUUAUUUUAAUACCACCUUACUGUGAAAUUUGUGCACAGGUUGUUGGGUAUGCUGUUCGAGGACGGAGCUCACAGGAUCUCUUGGAUUACAUUUCAAAAGCGUUGAGGACAGGAUUGCUCUCCUACUUUUUAGGAUAUCUCAUUAGUUUUGCCAGUGAUUGGUGUUUUUGCAGGUUAGGAGUUGUAGCUAUAUAGAGUCCAUCAGACUAGCCAAACACUCAAGUUUGCUGUGUUGAGUCGUUGUUCUUAUAUUUUUCUUUAGCAAUCUUGUCAUUACUUUGAAAACUAUUUUCUUCUAUAUUUCGUUUUAUUGCUUUUUAAACCAA